GGAAAUGAAGAAUAAGAUCAAAUUGGGAUUUCGGUCACCGGAACAUUAUGCCGGGGGGUAGACGUUUAUCAUGCUGCCGCAUCUGCGCUACGAACUCAAUUAUGCAGACUACUCUCAUGUUGCACUUAAAUUAUCUGGACCAGUUAUAUACUUCAUAUCUUCUCUACUUCUAUACAUUUCCGCAGUUUCCUUUCCUGCAGUUGUCCGGAAUUCUUGUCAGAAAUCCUUGCUGCAUACAUAUUAUGUUUAUGCCCCACCCUGGAGCCACACCACAGAAUUAGAGCAAUCAACAAAUACUCGCACACUGCACCUGCAAAAUGGACUCUAUUCCUAGUCUUUUCAAUAAAGUUCAUGGCAUGUCACCGAACAUCGUUCCUCAUUUCGAUCAUCAUUUUACCACUUGAUGAACGAUUCUGUCAAAAUCAACGACAAUGGGUAAAAGGGACGACAUAUGUUCCUUUCUUGGCUAUGAAAAAGAUAACCCUACGAAAGAUCGUCGGAAUCUAUUAAAAUCUACUUCUGCCUUUUUGGCCGACUACGAAGCUCGUGGGAACAAGGUGUAUGGUCGAAAGGCCGAGUCUAUUGGAAGUCGACUAUGUGCUGUGAAUUUUCUCGAAGAAGAAGGCAGAGGGGAGAGGUUUUGGCCACCAACAUCAGAUGGAAGCCUGGUUUACGAACAAGCUCGUGAUAAAAAAAUUAUCAUCGAUCAUGUAGCCGACCUAUUUCUCAUCCACGCAAGAUCCAACUAUAGCAAAUUGCAUGCGAAACGGAGGUGCCAAAAACACAAUGUUGCCUCCCCACCAUCAAAUGUUAACAAUGAACAUAUUAGCAACAAACCCUCGGCCUCGAGUACACCUGAAGAAACGUACCUGGAAGACGAAGAGCCACAAUUUACUUAUAGUUCGUCUUUAAUGACCAUUAAGCCAGAGUUGUGCCUUACACCAUGGUUAGAUCCGCCAAAAAGGUUUGAUCGUAACGUGGCUAUGCCGUGGGCAGAGCGUAUUGACCCCAAAAACCUUCCAGAUCCACCGGUUCGAUUGGGGAAGGAUUGGUUGUCACAGAAGAGUGUACAAUGGCCCAGUGCAGUUGAUAAGGAAAUUCAGUACUUUAUGCAUAGAUGGCUGUUUUAUUACACACCUGAUCUAGAGAAUGGCGCAGAUGACGGAAUUCAAAGCCUCGUGAGUCUCUUGAGGAAGAAAGAGGGUCCAAGUGCGGAGCUUGACGGCACGCAACUUCGAGAAUUCAGAAAGCGAAUUAUCGAUAGAGUAAAACAUUGGACAGAGACAUUCAUCAAUCAUCAGUUUAUCGAAUUACAAGGCGACGGUGUUCCUCAGAUGAGUGCAAGAUUUCGCGCAAUAUGGACCACCCUAAAGUAUGACACACCUACUCCACGCGUCAGUAAUCGAAGACGUAGUGUUGAAGAAGAAUUGCCGCCAGAGACCCAUCGCAAGCGACGAAAACUUUCGAAGAAAUCCGAAGACAAUGCACUAGAUAGUAGUAGAUCAAAGAGAAAACCAUGGACCGAGAAUGCAUGGAGACGCAAGACAAUUCCACCCCCCGCGGACAUGACAUUCCCGAAUCUUAUAUCUAGAAAAAGCUCUAACAUCGAUCCCGUGACUGUGAUGGUGACGGCUGGGGAAAAUGUUAACGAAGAAAGUAAUGAAGAGAGGUUUCAAAAGUUGGAAGUGCAUGAAGUACCUGAGCACACGAUCCAAAAUUCAAAAAUCUCUGUCGAAAUACCUUUACCUUGCAAAAGCAUAUCUAACAAAGCUGAUGUAUUUAUCAAGAUGGAAGAGGAAUCGACGAUAGAGGUGUCACAGCUAGGGACGACAGUAACCGAAUUAUCGGACGAUAAUCGAUUCAGCGAAGCAAAAAGAGUAGCAGUACCUACCAAAGGGGUAGUCAUCAAAUCCCCAUCUCCAAAUCCAGAUGAUACAGUUACACUUGAGACAACGCCUCCACAUGUGCAGGACAACAUACAAGGGCCCGAAGCCAAGUCAAUUCUCUCACAUCAAUCAAGCAAUACGUCAGAAGGUCGAAAUCUCUCACCACAAUCUGAAUUGCUGGAUACCAUUGUCAUGCCAAACCAAUCAUCGGAAACGAUCGCAGAUGGUCCACUAAUUGACAAAGUUGUCGGUGCUCAAGCAGAAGUAAUUGACUCUCAGUUAUCAACCCGGAUCGAGCAUCCGAGUCAACUUUUACAGACUGCAGAUGUACGUUCAUCUCCAAAAGUCAAAGAAGAUCUUGAACUUCGUAUCGAAGUGAGCACUCAGCCGAUUGAGCUAGACGGGGAAGACUUUACAAAAGGGCCGACCCCAAAGCAAUUGGAAGACCAGGUUGAUGAGCCUCGAAGAGCCGUCCCAACAAUUCAUCAAAUUAUAAUGGAGAAUGAUGAUCGCAAUACCUCUGAUUCUAUCACCCCACCAGAGACUCUAUCAUCAGAAAAUUCAAAAAAAUGCGGCCCUUUCAACGACACCAAGAUUUUGAACCAGCUUUUCUCGUCCAAUGCUUCCCGAGCCAUCGAUACCCAACGAACCCGUGGCACUUCCAGUAUUUCACCAACAUCAAGCGCUGAUAUGCAUACGCAUGAAAUGGACAAGAAUCUCUUUCCCAGAACCACAACCCAGAAUAGUGUAUUGCCACGUGCCUCGCCAUCGAUCGAGCUUGCUCCAAAAGAAAGUCCUCCUGAAAAACUCUCACACCAGGGCGAUAUAAUUACAGUCAAUAAUGCAUUCACAGAGGGUUUGAGCAAUUUGUCACAAAUUCCAAAGACUGCCAAGCCUCAAUCUGGUCAUUCCAAUCAAAUUCCCUCGUUAGAUGUUCUAGAAACGAGCCAGAAAUCAUUCGAGAGGAAUGAUUCUAAUUUGACACGAACCCCCUUGCCGUCAGGUCCAUUGACGUCGGAGACCGGCCAGGAAACGUCAACUCUAUUGCCUAUUGUCAGGCAAUCUACAACAACCAUAUCAGACUACCCCAAGUCAGACGUAUCGUCUCCAGUACUACCUCAAAAUCCUGUCCAGGAACCUCAAGCAGCUUUCCGUGAUCCAUUGGUUUCAGGUUUUCAACCUAUAAAUCGACCGAUGUCAAGUCUUGCUUUGCAAUCUUCCCCUGCCCCCAUAUCCCAAAGUUCCGCGGGGGUAUAUAAGUCAUCGAUUGCACCACAACAAGUUCGAGAUCAACGACAAAGCAAGCAGAUGAAUGAGACACCAAAACAAAGUGAAGCCAUAUUCCCGCAAAUUAUUACACGCGAACCUGGCAGGUCAUCAGAGCCCUCUUGGACCCGGAACGUACAUCUCAACUCAUAUCCAGUGAACUCUCAGAAUGGCGUCUACCCCAUGGCAUUUGUUAGUAAACCGACAGCAUCAAAAAACGACAUUUGGAUGCAAGAAACUUCACGAAAAAGGCAAUUGGAGCAAACGAAUACCAAGCCUCGAAAAACAAAGUCAAGAAAGAAGUCAACGCCAUGCGAAAAGCCGACUAUGGAAUCUGGCACUGCUCAGUAUCCACUGGCUUCGUCAGCUCCCGCGAGCCAAAAUACAACACCUUCUGUGAUUCAAAUACAAUCUCCGCGACAACCUGAAUAUGACCAAAAGCGUUCUCCUAAGCCACCGCAUCCAGAACUCAUCAAUCAUCUGAGAAUUAUGGACGAAAAGAUGGGUACGAAUUCUGGUGCAUCUUAUCAGUACCAUCUUAAGACCACAAACUCUCCUUCAAUAAUCUCAAAUCAACAGUCGAAUAAUCAUGGUCGGAAUAUGGAUCAGAGUAGGACGAACAAUUAUGAUUCCAGGCAAGAGAAUAGUAUCUCGAAUCAGAUCGUCUCGCAAGAACAGGUGCAUUUAAAUCGAAAGAGGUCGUCAGAGGAUUGGAGUAAUACUAAGAGUCCUGUGGGUAUGCAUCACUCGACUUCUGUUGGGUCUCCAGCACAAUCUCAGCGAACUUCCAGCAUGUCGCAAAAACGAACGUCAAUCCCCGAAACUAUACAAAUCUCUCGUAUGGAGCAAGAGAGGUUCCAACACGGUAUGCAACAAAACAGAAGAUUGCCCAAUGCUGGAGAAAAUAAAUUUGAUUCUCAAAAUGGCAAGCAACAAAUUUCGAACCUCCCCAAACUCGACAUACAGAUCAAAAUAAACCCUGUGGCGUUUACAACUCAGAAUCAAGUACCGUCCAAGGAGAACGCUCAAAACAGAGCUGACAUUGAAAUUCGUAAUCAGUGGCCCGAUUCUGCACAUAUGGGUCAGUCCGAAUCCGUGCGUUUGCGGGAGGCAGAAGCGAGGCAUGGGGCUUCUAUUAAUAGUGGAACGGGGCGUAUAAUUUCCAAAAGCCCUUCGAUGUCAAGUCCUAAGACUUCGCAACAUCUCAAGGACUUACAGGGGACGCAAGACAGAGUUUAUAAUCAUGCCCAACAGUCAAACCCAGCACAAACCAAUCAGCAUCCCAGCCAACAGUCCCAAGGACCAAAGACUCACAGCCAGACUCAAGUCAAUUCUUCCUCUCCAGAAUUGUAUCGAUCCCAGGACCCAUGGUGGAACUCGUUAGCUACGGAUUAUAACAUAUCCACAAUUCCCAAACAACCAUCAAGAUAUGUCCCUCAAACUAGUACUAAUGUAUUACACAAUCGCACGAUGGCCAAUACUACCCCAGUCUCAAUAGUACCAAGUGCGUCACAGGUACAAGUAGGAAGUCAAGAGUCUCUACCUGACAUGAGACAAGCUGCACCCCAAGCAACAGAACGUCCGCAUUCCACGGGAAGUCAGGCCUCCAAAGUAUUUCACCAAACACCAGAGAGCCAACGCGUCAAGUACUCUUCGACAACGCCAGCUAAUACACAGAACUCACCACCGCAAAAUUACUCUGUCGAUGAAGAUGCGGCACAGCCGUCACAGACUCAAAUUUUUAAUCCAUCUGGUCAAAGUGCGCAAUCGCAAUUUGGUGUUCGACCCUCAACUUCCCAAAAUGAAUUCUCCAAGCAAGCUCCGAGUAAGUCAUCGAAUGAAAGCACGCCGUCACCAAGCAACCAGUCUCAUCAGCCUGUAACUCAACCUUCGAAUCGUCCCCUCACAUCUUCGAAAAGCCAAUACAAUAACAAUGCGACCAGUCAACAUUCUCAUACACAAGCGUCUAGCUUUCACCGUCAAGCCACCAACCAGCAUCACGUUCAGCCCGCUAUCAUCCAAAGUCCAGUGACACAAAAUCAGUUUGCCAAUCGCCCCCCUGCCCAAUUCUCUCCUGUACAGCCGUCGUUUCCCCAGAACCGAUAUACCGACCCAUCUCCAGUACAACAAGCUUCUACAGCUCCAGGCUCUUACACUCCAGAGCAUAAUGGGCAACAGAGAGCAACUUCACAAUAUCAGUAUCCGAAACGGCCACAGCAACCGCAACAGCCAGCUGAACCUCAAAUUACUUCGACACACGCACAGCAAAAUUUUUACAAUGAGCAGAAUCCUCAUGAUCGUACAAAAAGCACAUUCAAUGGCGCCAGUCCUCAAACGAUAAUGCAUUCAGUCAGUGCAUCUCCAAUGCAGUCCCCAAUAAAUCAGAUCCCUGCAUCUCAGCCGUCAUUGGCAACUACGAUGUCUGCUAUACUAAACCCUAGGCUUCCGCCAACACCGCCAACACCAGCUAUUGUUCUUGCUACUGGAUCAGAUCCCAUGUCAAAGUUCCCACCUAUUAAUCAAUCUAUGUCUGGAAACACUCCGCGACAACAAGCGUCUGCCAUUAUAACAACUCCGAAAAUUAACAACAAUUCUCAUCAUUACCAUCCGGCGACAUAUCCUCCACGGCAGCAAGCAACUGUUAUGAACUCUGCACCUAAGCUCGACACCACCUCUAAAUAUUCGCCCUCCGCUCAAUCUCUAGCUACGCCACAACAAACACCGACAACACCUCAUGGUGCAAGACCGAAACUCGAUUUCUAUCUCCAACGUUCCAGUUCCUUAAUUGACACUAGUAUAUCUUUCUCUUAUCAAUAUAUGGAAUCACUUUCCUUACCGAAUUUGUUUGCCUUUUUCUCCCAACGCUCCGGUAUACCUUCAGAGAGAUUAGACGACCUUACUUUCCGAUGCAUGUUUGGAGAGUAUCAACAAUUUGUGAUUGGAAAGAAUAUGGGAGACGGAGAAUGGAAGCGAGCUCGAAAGAGAAUAUGGAGGAAUUGGGACAGAGAUGUUAAAUCUGCGAAACAAAAUGGAGAUGAUGCAGAUGAAGAAUUUUGGGAAGUUAACAUUUUGAUUGGGAGGUGUGCAUAGAUGGCUGGCCGCAUUUUCCACCUCGAUUAAUUUCAUCCGUAUUAUAUAUUGUACAUACUGAUUAUAAAAUCUUUGAAUAUCUCAUUUGGAUGUCGACAGUGUCUCAAUUGACUGUUGUGAAGUCUUUCAUUGUAUGGACCACAUAGCAGGAUAUUCAUUGGUUUGCCUACCACCUCUAAACUACACUCACUGCAAGCCACGCCUCAGCCAGAGUCAGUAUUUUUACGCCUCCGGCAGCCAACCCGAGAUUGAUGUUUCGAAAAACGCCAAGGGGUGAGACUUACAACCGAUAUCCACUUUAGCCGAUAAACGUCGUUGUAACGAUGUCUACAGCCGUUAGCCGACAUCCGUUACAAUUUUAUGCCGUUACAUCGAAACAUUUCGAAAUAAAUUGAAAUGUUGGUGAUUCAAUAUUCUGCGCCCCUUCAAGAUCUCAACGUGCAUGAAACUAAUAGGUAAUACCGACCAGCAUAGAAAAUGUGACGAAUCUAUCAUCUGCCUAACAAUAAUACGCGUGAAGGCAACCCCA
Botrytis cinerea B05.10 is the source of this 6771-nucleotide messenger RNA. RefSeq lists its product as hypothetical. The coding region runs from base 432 to 6242 and encodes 1936 amino acids. The transcript is spliced from 6 exons. The record is from RefSeq and is a predicted model, not a curated record. NCBI's taxonomy places the organism in Eukaryota, Fungi, Ascomycota, Leotiomycetes, Helotiales, Sclerotiniaceae.